Molecule: messenger RNA, 284 nt
Organism: Phoenix dactylifera (date palm)
Lineage: Eukaryota; Viridiplantae; Streptophyta; Magnoliopsida; Arecales; Arecaceae
Source: RefSeq, a predicted model, not a curated record
AUACUCAUAUGCUGGAUGAAGCAUCUUCACACUUCACACUUCAUCCAGCACAAUGAUGAGGGGAAGCGUGUGGCAGAGACUUUGAUGUUCGAUUAUCACAGGCAGCAUGGCAUAGAAAUUCGAAUUGCUAGAAUUUUUAAUACAUAUGGACCACGGAUGAACAUUGAUGAUGGUCGUGUAGUGAGUAACUUCAUAGCCCAAGCACUCCGAGGUGAACACUUAACAGUUCAAGCACCAGGAAGACAAACUCGAAGUGAUAUUAAUAACUCGUUGCCUACAUGAAU